AUGGCACCACAACAUGGCGAAGCGACGGGUUCCGAUGGGAAUGGAACUCGCAAUACUGGAAAGAAGAGAGCACCCUCGAAAGAUGUUCUCACAUCUAUCCAGGAGAAGGUUACCAGGCUCGAGGAUUCCAUGACGGAAGCCAAGGUAGUGUUGGAUGUGCUGGAGUCCGUAGACCUUGAGAGGCUGGGAUCAUUGGAUCUCGAUAAGCUGGAGUCCUUGGAGAGUAUCAGGGAGGAGGUUCAGGAUUCACUCAAUGAGUUAGAUGUGAAGGCAACUGAUCGAGGUGAUUCCUUAGAAGCCAUGGUGGUGGCUUUAAGGAAGGAAGUUGAGGAACUCAAGAGCAAGGGUUCUGAUUUUGAGGUGGUCGAGCUAAAGAGGGAGGUCGAGUUGCUCAAGACCGAGUUGUUGGUGUGCAAAGCUACGUUCGGGAAUAACAUAGCCACAGUUGCACCCAAAGCCUUGGGUGACAUCCCUAAGCCAGAGAAGUUCAAAAGAACCAGAUGCAAUGAUGUGAAGUGUGGGAAUGCUGCCAUAGAGACCUGGGCAGAAUUCCAAGUUGAGUUCAAAGAACAGUUCUACCCAGAGUAUACUGAGGAUGAGGCGCGGUCUAAGUUGAGGCGUCUCAAGCAAGAAGGGUCACUGAGGGAGCAUGUUCAAAAGUUUGUCGAACUAAUGCUCCAAGUCCUAAAUUUGAGUGAAGAGGACGGGUUCUUCACCUUCAUGGAUGGGUUGAAACCAUGGGCAAAGAACGAGCUAAGCAGUAGUGAUAGGGACAAGGCAUCCAAAUCCGAUAAAGAUUCGAGUGGCACUGGCAAGCCAUCGAAUGGUAAGCACUCGGAUAAGAAAGACAAGCAAAUUAUACAGUGUUAUAACUGCAAGGGCCAAGGGCAUUUGGCGAGGGACUAUCCGCAGAAGAAUAAACUCUCGGCCAUCAAGGAGAAAGAUGGGGAAGAGAGUGAGACUCUAAAGCUUGGCUCCAUCCUUAGCACCAUGGAGGUCAAGAAAGGUCGGAAGAAGAAGGGGUUGAUGUUCGUUGACAUCACCCUUGCUGGCCAGAAAUUGAGUGCACUAGUGGACACCGGUGCCUCAGAGUUGUUCAUGUCAGAACCAGUUGCAAAGAUACUUGGUCUUUAUGUUGAGAAAGUAAGUGGUUCUAUCAAGACCGUCAAUGCCAAAGAGGUUCCGAUUGCGGGGGUCGUAAAGGGAAUUGAGUUAACUGUUGAGGUUGGUCCGGAACGGAAGCCAUCAAGUUUCUUGGACCAUAUCAAUGCCUUCCCAGUACCUUUUGCCGAUUGCUUGUGCAUCCUGGAUCCAAAGCAACAGUGCAUUGUUCCAGUGAGCCGAAGGCCCGGAGUAGGAGCCAAAGUUCUAUCCGCAAUUCAAUUCUCGAAGGCGGCAUGUAAGGAGGAACCAUCCUUCUUAGAUGUCUUGGUAUGUGAUGAGCCAGUCACAACCAAGGAAGUUCCCGACGUGGUGAGCCACGUGUUGGCAGAAUUCCAAGAUGUGAUGCAUACCGAGUUGCCUAAGAAGUUGCCUCCAAAGAGGGAGAUGUGCAUCGAUUACCGGGCUUUGAAUAAGCUCAUGGUGAAUAACAAGUACCCGAUUCCUCUCAUUGCAGACUUGUUCGAUCAGCUUGGUGGUGCAAGGUGGUUCACUAAGUUAGAUUUGCGAUCGGGCUAUUACCAAGUCAGGAUAGUCGAGGGAGAUGAACCGAAGACAGCCUGUGUGACUAGUAAGACGUUGGAGGAGCAUGUUGAACACUUGAAGCAAGUGUUUCUGGUGUUGCAAGAGAAUGAGCUCUUUGUCAAAGAGGAGAAGUGCUCAUUCGCCAAAACGGAGGUUCCUUUCCUUGGCCACAUUAUUGGAGGUGGCAAGAUCUGGAUGGAUAGGGACAAGGUUCAAGCCAUUGAUGAAUGGAAAGUGCCAACCAAGGUGACGGAGCUGAGAUCAUUCCUGGGGUUGGCCAACUAUUACCGGAGGUUUGUCAAAAGUUACUCAAAAAUCGUCGUCCAUUUAACCGAGUUAUUGAAGAAAGACAAGGCGUGGGAUUGGGGCCCGAAGUGUCAAAGUCCCUUUGACGAAAUCAAGCUUGCUAUGACAAGCGAGCCAGUUUUGGUGUUGCCAGAUCACACCAAGCCCUUUGAAGUAUUCACUGAUGCAUCCGACGUUGCCAUUGGUGGGGUCCUGAUGCAAGAGGGACAUCCGGUUGCUUAUGAAAGUUGGAAACUCAAUGAGACCGAAAGGAGAUACACGGUCCAUGAGAAAGAGAUGACUGCAGUUGUGCACUGUUUGCGCACAUGGCGACAUUACUUACUUGGGUCCAAGUUCGUGGUGUUUACAGACAAUGUUGCCAACAGUUACUUCUUAACCCAGAAGAAGUUGUCACCGAAGCAGGCUCGUUGGCAAGAGUUCCUUGCCGAGUUUGACUUGUCCUUGGAGAACAAACCUGGGAAAGUGAAUUCCGUGGCCAAUGCCUUAAGUCGAAGGUGUGACAUGGAGUUUGUGAGUUUACCGACGGGACAAAUGCGGGAGCGCAUCAAAGAGGGGUUGUCACAUAAUCCGAUAGCCCCUUCAUUGAUUGAGCUUGCCAAUGAGGGCAAGACUAGAAAGUUUUGGCUAGAUGGAGGCUUGUUGUAUGCUCGAGGACACUGCCUCUAUGUGCCACAAUUUAAAGGAUUGCGAAAGGAGCUCAUGAGGGAAUGCCAUGAUUCCAAGUGGACAGGACAUCCGGGGAUCCACCGGACUUUGCAAGACAAGAUAGAGCAGAGGAGACUAGCUGGAUUAUUGCAGCCUCUACCUAUCCCCAAGAAACCAUGGGAAAGUCUUUCCAUGGAUUUCAUUAUUGGUUUGCCUGUUUCCGACGGAUUUUCUAGCAUCAUGGUCGUGGUGGAUAGAUUUUCCAAGUAUGGGACCUUUAUUCCAGCAUCCAAAGUUUUUCCAGCCGAGGAGGCCGCUCGUCUUUUUCUCAAGUACGUGGUGAAGUACUGGGGUGUUCCAAAGAUGAUUAUCAGUGAUCGGGACACAAGGUUUACUGGGAGGUUCUAG
This is a messenger RNA of Hibiscus syriacus, 3045 nucleotides long. RefSeq lists its product as uncharacterized. The coding region runs from base 1 to 3045 and encodes 1014 amino acids. Gene Ontology annotation, biological process: DNA integration. The record is from RefSeq and is a predicted model, not a curated record. Gene Ontology annotation, molecular function: nucleic acid binding. The transcript has 7 exons. Lineage: Eukaryota; Viridiplantae; Streptophyta; Magnoliopsida; Malvales; Malvaceae.